UACGUAACUCCGCCCGUAACAUUCAUACAGCGGCGUCGCCACCUAGCGUACCUGCAUUAUACUAAAGUAUAUUUUUUUUGUGUGCAAAAUCAUAGUACACAAACCCUUUGCUUGAAAAAACAGAAACAGGCAGUAAAGAUGAAAGCAAAAGGGGAAUUGAAAGAGUACGAGGUGAUUGGGCGGAAAUUGCCCACGGAGAAGGAGAAAACAACACCUCUCUAUAAGAUGAGGAUCUUCGCACCCGAUGCAAUUGUAGCAAAGUCACGUUUCUGGUAUUUCCUGAGGCAGUUAAAGAAAUUCAAGAAAUCCACUGGUGAAAUAGUCUCAUUAAAGCAGAUUGCUGAGAAAACACCAACAAAAAUCAAGAACUUCGGAAUUUGGUUGCGAUAUGAUUCAAGGUCUGGAACUCACAACAUGUACCGAGAGUACAGAGACUUGAGCGUGAGUGGCGCAGUGACUCAGUGCUACCGAGAUAUGGGCGCUCGACAUCGAGCUCGUGCUCAUUCCAUCCAAAUUAUAAAGGUCGAGAUCAUCAAGGCUGCGCAGUGCCGAAGACCGCAAGUCAAACAGUUCCACGACGCCAAAAUCAGAUUCCCUCUGCCCAAACGUAUCGCGCACAGAAACCAAAUGCCGACGUUCAGUGUACGCAAACCACGUACCUACUUCUUGUAAAAAGUUUGUUUUCAAUGUUUUUACUAGAAAUAUAUAUAUUAAAAUUUA
Molecule: messenger RNA, 720 nt
Organism: Leptopilina boulardi
Lineage: Eukaryota; Metazoa; Arthropoda; Insecta; Hymenoptera; Figitidae
Product: 60S ribosomal protein L18a-like
Exons: 3
Coding region: 139-672 (177 amino acids)
Biological process (GO): translation
Cellular component (GO): cytosolic large ribosomal subunit; ribosome
Molecular function (GO): structural constituent of ribosome
Source: RefSeq, a predicted model, not a curated record